AUGGUAGCAAGAAAGUUCUCAGCUGCAAGUUCCUCAAAAGCGGCAGCCGCUGUAUCUCCUGCUCCGAAAAAACCAACAAUCCCAUAUCCGGUUGAUACUUCAGUCGGACCAAUGUACCGUUAUCAAAAAGCAUUACCUCGUCUGCCAGUUCCUGCGUUAGCUAACACCCUCGAUGUAUAUUUAAAAUCAGUCCAGCCACUUGUAACUGAGGAACAAUACGCGAAGACGAGACAAGCCGUUGAACAGUUCAAAAAACCUGGUGGAGUUGGAGAAGAGCUUCAAAAACGUUUGUUGGCGAAAGCUAAUGACCCUAAGGUCGUGAAUUGGUUAGAAGAUUGGUGGAAUGAUUUAGCUUAUUUCGGGUACAGGGAUCCGGUGGUGGUUUACGUGAGUUACUUCUUUGCCUACAAAGAUGAUAAAUUAAGAAAAGAUCCGGCAAGUCGCGCUGCUUCAAUUAUUACUGCCGCUUUAGAGUUUCGGAAACUAGUUUUAAAUGAACAGCUUGAGCCCGAAUACGCAAAAGGUCUUCCUCUUUGUAUGGACUCUUACAAAAAUAUGUUUCACGCUUGUAGAUACCCAACGAAACCAUCAGAUUGCGAAAAAGUUUACGAUCCUAACACUUAUAAUCAUAUAACGGUGAUUCGGAACAACAAAUUUUACAUUGUGGAAUUGGCCAAAGAUGGUAAACAAUUGUCUACGGCAGAACUCGAAAGUCAAAUCCGUAAAAUCUAUGAUCUGGCAGGUUAUACUAAAGAUCCCGCUCUCGGUGCGCUUACGUCAGAAAACAGAGAUAUCUGGACAGAGGCCCGUAAAAAAUUCAUAGCUGCAGAUCCAAAGAAUGAAGAAUUAUUGCGCAAGAUUGAAACUUCAGCCUUUGCAGUUUGUUUGGAUGACACAAGCCCAAUCACGCGGGAAGAAAUUAGUCAUGCUUGUUGGGUUGGUGAUGGUCGAAAUCGUUUCAAUGAUAAAUCUCUUCAGUUCAUUAUUUUUGAGAAUGGAAAGGCUGGUUUCAUGGGCGAGCACUCUUCAAUGGACGGUACCCCCACAUCCCGCCUGAAUGACUUUGUUUGCGAUGUUAUUGCCAAGAAUAAAGUUGAUCAUGGAUCUGCGGAUGUUCGACCUAAUCUAUCAGCGCCAUACAAAUUAGAAUUCACCUUCAACAAAGAAAUUGUCGACAUCAUUCGAAAUGCAGAAAAAAACUUCGAUGACCUUGUUGCCAAGCAUGAUCUUCGCGUGCAAGCAUACCAAGGCUAUGGCAAGAAUCUAAUAAAGAAACUUGGUUUUUCACCGGAUGCAUAUGUACAGAUGAUUAUACAAUUGGCCUACUAUAAAACUUACGGUCUCAGUAGGGCUACGUAUGAGAGUGCGCAAACGAGAAAAUUCCAGCAUGGAAGAACAGAAGUUUGUCGUACGGUAUCGAAUGAUUCGGUGAAAUGGGUUAAAGCGAUGGAGGAUCCUCAUGUUUCGAUUGAAGAAAAAGCAAAUUUGGGGAGAAAAGCAAUUGAGGCUCAUGUUAAAUACAUGAGCGAAGCUGUAGAAGGACGAGGUUGUGAUCGCCAUUUAUUAGGGCUUCGUCUCUCUCUAAAACCCGGUGAAUCCAUGCCAUCAAUCUUUACUGAUCCCGCAUACGCCACAUCCACCCAUUGGAACCUCUCAACCUCACAGCUGUCGUCCGAAUACUUUGUCGGUUAUGGUUGGGGUGAAGUAGUACCUGAUGGCUACGGUAUUGCAUACAUGAUCAAUAAUAAUUUCCUCAACUUCAAUAUUGUAUCGAUGCAUUUACAGAAUGAUAAGAUGUGGCAUUACUUGAGAGAAGCUGCUGAUGAGAUGCGUGAAGUGUUUGAAUAUGCACAGGCGAAGCGUAAUGAAAUGUCUUCUAAAUUAUGA
This is a messenger RNA of Ambispora leptoticha, 1887 nucleotides long. The record is from the annotation of a GenBank genome assembly. NCBI's taxonomy places the organism in Eukaryota, Fungi, Glomeromycota, Glomeromycetes, Archaeosporales, Ambisporaceae.